UUUUGAAGAUUUCUAGUAGUGGUUUCGCCUUCAGUGAAUCAGAGAAACAUGGCGGCAGGGAACGACGAUGUUUUUGACAGCUGGGAAGAUUUGGCGGAUAGCGGGGAAUUGGAACGUCGAUUGGAGAAAGACAUGAAGACAAAAGAAAUCAAGAUCAAAAAAAACAACAAUAAGAGCCCAGCAGCACCCAGAGUCCUGGAGGAGGACACCCAACGCACACAAUACCAGCCUCAGCUGAAGAUCCUGAAACGUCCCACCAACUCUAGUGACGCGACGUCCCCCAACAGCACAGACAGUAAGCCAAAGGCAAAGCACAAAACCCUGGCACAGAGAGAGGCAGAGUACGCAGAGGCUCGGCUCAGAAUACUGGGGGCAACGUCAGCAGAGCAGACCCAGGAGGAAAGGCCUGCCCAUCUAGUCCAGCAGCUGGAGGAACUGAAGGUAGAAGACGGGGUAAGUGUCGUGCGGCAGCCUCGAGGUCCAGACGGCAGUGCAGGGUUCCAACUCAGCAGAUAGUGCAGGAAAACAACACAGCUAGCCAGAAAUAUGCCCUGUACACUCCUCGUAAUGCCACACUACGUCUCUGUCUGGGGAAAAAAUACGCAAGAUUGAUGUGAACAUAAAACACACAAGAAUAGGGCCUAGGAAAAAAAUAUUGUGUUUCCUGUUUCAGUCCUGAAAAAGGUCGGUAGGAAUUAUCUUUGGCAAUCUCUAGUGAUCAAACUUAAACAAUACAGUUUAACAAAGUAAAACUUGCAUGAGGACAUUUAUAUUUACAAUGUCAAUAUUGGAAAACUGAUUGUACAAUGUUUCACUGACAUGUCAGAUCAUGGAGCUAGAAAGGUUGUUAGCUCAAAAAAUUAUGUCCCUUGCAGGGGUCCACCUCAAAAAAAGGCUAGGGUUGGCAGUUUUUUCUAGGGUUGGUUGGGAAACAGGAAACACAACAUUUUUUGUAAGGUCAAGAGCUUUGGCAGGACUAAAUCUUGGUAAACUAUAUGCAAUUUUCACAUACUUGACCUCCUUACCCAUCUUUGUCUUUAACCCAGCUCAAAGAGCUUACAGAAUUAGUACCGCAAAAAGCACAGUGACACACAGCAAAAAAGAAAAUUCAAGUAUUUUACGCUGUUCAGGGAUUACAAAAAACUGGUUUUCCUGUCAAAGAUGACUUGUAUUUUUCAAAUGUAUACUCCAAACCACCUAAAUACUAAACCCCUUCCCUCGCUUAUCAAUCAAUGAUUCAAAGAUCACUUGUCAUUGGUACAAAUGUACACCUUUAUGAAGGUAUAAUACCUUACCUUACUGUUGAUUUGUGAAAAAAUUCUAUGGUUUGAAUUGUGUGUCAAGCAGAUGUUUAUUAUUAGAAAACAAAUAGAAAAAAAUGUACAAAAUGUAUCUUUACUAUGUUUUGCUUCAGAACUGCUCUCAGUUCAGAACUUCUCAGUUGCCACAUCUACAUUGCAUGAUGUACUGGAUAGAAGUUGUAUUUUUCACUGGUCAGUAGAUAGCCCAAGUUGGCUAGCAAGGUUAUGUGGUAGUAAACUGCAUAGACAUUACAGGGUGUAGGAAAAGGGCUUGUAGAGCUUUCUUUUAGUUGAUGAUCUAUAGGAAUGGUAAAAUGUAGGAAUGGUCACGGUAAAACUUCAACUGUGUACUUCCAAACUAGUCAAAAUGCCCAAAGGACCACUCAGGGGAGGGAUAAAAUCAGGUCUAUGUGGACAGGUGGUCACUAUAGACAGGAUUCUUCAUGCUUGUGUCAUUGUCUAGGGGACUGCCGAAAAUGGCCACAUGUGUCAGGUGGUCCAUACGUAGAGGUGAUACUUGUAGAACGUUGACUGUUGUAUUUGCUAAAAAUUACUACAUGCACCUUUAUAAGCAAGUCGGCAGAAUGUACUGUGCCUGCGCGACCCAGAUUUUUCAUGGUUUUCGUUGGAUGUUUGGUCAACAUGCAUCUGAAUUCUACCUGUUGCAGACAAUAUUCUUUCUGAUACAUUUGAAAACUAUAAACUGGACGUUAUCCUUAGAUACGCAAAUACGAUCUCAAACGAGGUGUUCUGUCAAAGUGUAGGGUUCACGCAGGUGCAGUACGUUCUGCUGACAUGCUACCUUUAUAGCAUUUACAAUAUUUUGUGCCCCAGUACUCUUGAUAAGACCUACUUACAGAUACAUUCAUGGACAUACAACAUAGUUUCAUCAAUGUUAUGACACAAAAAAAAGUGGAAAAAGAAAAUAAGGGCAACAACAAGUAGUUAUGUUGUAGUUUUAUUUUACUGAAAACAUAAGCAUUUGAAAUAACCACUGCAAUUGAUAAACCUGUGAAAAGCAUCCACAAGUGGGUAAAUUGUGGAAGAAUAGUCAGUAUUUUGUGCAACACAAUUGCAGAGGAAUAGAUAAAUGUACAUGUAUCUUUGCAUUGAGUAUUGAAAAGAAGCAAGUACAAUGUAAGUAUAGAGUGAAAUUGUUGACAAUGUUGAGAUGAUUGCGUCACGGAUGCGCUUUGUAUGGUAGGGUUUAUUUUCAGCGCGUACUACCACUGUGCAAUUGUAAAUAAAAACAAAGAAAAACUG
Branchiostoma belcheri (Belcher's lancelet) is the source of this 2564-nucleotide messenger RNA. RefSeq names its product SUZ domain-containing protein 1-like. Bases 49 to 516 code for a protein of 155 amino acids. NCBI's taxonomy places the organism in Eukaryota, Metazoa, Chordata, Leptocardii, Amphioxiformes, Branchiostomatidae. The record is from RefSeq and is a predicted model, not a curated record. The transcript has 4 exons.